Dermochelys coriacea (leatherback sea turtle) is the source of this 1787-nucleotide messenger RNA. It is a transcript of the gene SFXN4, whose product is annotated as sideroflexin 4. Gene Ontology annotation, cellular component: mitochondrial inner membrane. Lineage: Eukaryota; Metazoa; Chordata; Testudines; Dermochelyidae. Gene Ontology annotation, biological process: mitochondrial transmembrane transport; monoatomic ion transport. The transcript is spliced from 14 exons. The record is from RefSeq and is a predicted model, not a curated record. Gene Ontology annotation, molecular function: monoatomic ion transmembrane transporter activity. The coding region runs from base 466 to 1425 and encodes 319 amino acids.
CGCGAAGAGGCGUUUCUGGCGGGGCGGGCCGGGAGCCGGCGAUUGAUCGCAGCGGGUCACGCCGGAGCCUGUCGCGGGGAGUGCGGGGUCAGCCGUGCGCACCGUGGCCCUGCGGGAAGGAGACUUUCUUUCCCCUGCCAUUACCCCGCUCGCCUCCCUCCGCCGCUGAAGGUCCCAGGCCUUCGCCCUAGGAGCGGGGAAGGGGCCGCCCCGACAUGCGGGGAACGGCUGGCAGCACACCCUGCCCUGAUCUGCCUGUGCAUCCAGGCAGUUUUACAGCUGUGUGCUUUCGGGUGACCAGCCCUCCCCAUAUCAGGGGCUUUGUCUUGUGUGCGUAACUCUGGUACCCCAUUAAAAAGUGUCCCGGUUUUUCACACUUGCUAUCUGGUCACCCUAGCUUCAGACGAUGAGGUGCCUCGGUGGCUUUCGUCUCCUUUUUGGUUUAUACAGCGCCCCGAACCCGUGAUGUCACUGCAAAGCACACAGUCUUUUUUCCAAAGAUUUCUUCACUGGGCAGAUAUUUUGGACCCUACAAUCUUACUGAAAUCUAAUGAAGAAAUAGAAAAAUCCAGAUUACUUUUACAAACCGGUGCUCAGACUCUUCAAGAGCCUUUACGGGACAAAAAGGUAAAACAAGCCUGGAAGCUAAGUCUGUCCUCUGUGCAUCCUGGUACUGGCGAGAUAAUUCCUCUUGUGUUUAGACCACCAGCUUUCCUGCCCUUAGUCUCCCCAUUGGUUUUUGCUAGUUUACUACCACACAGAGGAGCAAAGCAAGCAUUUAUUUGGCAGUUCCUGUUUCAUGCAUACGCUGCUGGAUUCACCAUAGCAAAUGGAAAUGCUACAGCUAAAACUGAAGAAAUGGCAUUGCCACAAAAGCUGCCACAAAAGCAACUCCUUCUGAGCACAGGUGCCGUCUCUUAUGCAGCGUGUAUGGGAGCAUUUCCUCACUUUCUCAUGACACAAAAUAGACUGAAUAGUCCUUCUAUACAAAUGUUCUUCAGAAAAAUUUUACCCAUUCCACUUCUUGCUUGCCUGAGUGCAUUUAAUGUGAUGAUUGUCCGAGAAACUGAGUAUGAGAAUGGAAUCGAAGUUAUGGACAAGAAUGGCAAGGUCGUUGGAGUGUCACAAAAAGCUGGGUUGAAGGCAGUACAAGAAACAGCUUUAUCAAGAGCAGCCUUUUUUGGGACAGCAGUUAUUAUUCCGGAGUCUCUUCUAUACUUCUUGCAACGCACAAACUUUUUACUCAGAAAUCCACACGCUUUGACUCCACUGAGACUGCUUAUGACUGUUUCAGCAUUGGGUGCGUUAUUACCAGUUUCAUUCAGUGUAUUCCCGCAGUUGGGAGAGAUAAAACGAGAUGACCUUGAAAAAGAGAUUUUGACAUCCACAGAAGAAACUGUGCUUUUUUACAACAGGGGAGUUUAGGAAAUGGCUUUAACUUAUAAGUGUGCUUUUGAUCAAACUGAAUUUGUACGUCCAUACAAGGCUUCAAACCUAAAUCAAUCUGUCUAGUGUAUUUUUGAAUAAUGAAGUCAUGGGGAAGGCCUUCAGAUUGGGCUUAGAACAGUACAUUUUCAAAUGGACAGACUAAUCUAAACCAUCUGCAAGAUCCACCAUAGAAUCCUGUGUGUGAAAAUAGCUUAAUAAUGCCUAUACUUUAUAUGUGAUUAACUCCAGAAAGAGAAAAAUAUUGUAUAACUGUACCCAUCAGAAACAUCCAGCAUUCUGUACUUUCUCCUACGGCAAUGUGGUUGAUUCCCUACUUAUUAAAACCUAUAACUGCAUAU